Lasiosphaeria miniovina is the source of this 909-nucleotide messenger RNA. RefSeq lists its product as uncharacterized. NCBI's taxonomy places the organism in Eukaryota, Fungi, Ascomycota, Sordariomycetes, Sordariales, Lasiosphaeriaceae. The coding region runs from base 272 to 751 and encodes 159 amino acids. The record is from RefSeq and is a predicted model, not a curated record. The transcript has a single exon.
GACGAACACAUCGAUUUGUGGCUAGAUAUCUCUGCGAUUGCAAAUAAAAACACCAGCAUCCAGCCACGUACCUCGGGCGGAUACCACCUCUUCCCCCAAACGAAUGCCUCCACGCCUUAAUCCUCCCGAGCUCAAAACCACACUGUCUGUUGUGCUAACUCUUCCAUAUCUCCAACAAAACCACUUCAGUUGUCGACCUCGCUCCGACUUAUCUCCAAGAACAGAGCUCUGAGAUAUCGUCCAAGCGGGAGCGCCCUCUCCUUGAACCUUCAUGACCCUCAGAAGAAGACACACAUCACUUUCAACGCCGCUCCCUUGCUCUUGGAGAAACCUCCCUGGCGCUUUAGGGUUUCGUCUCCGGGCGGCAGAUAUAGCAAGUGAGUGGCUUUUGGCACUUCCCCGUGACCUUCAAGUAGUGCGACUUCAGAUCAUCGCCCUCGCACGCUUCCCGGUUUCUGCGUUUCUUCGCCUUGUCGCACCUCCCGGUGCCUUGGUACCGGUACUGUCCGCAUUCCCACUCGUAAUAAUAGUUGGUGCACAUUUUGGCGUGAGCUGCUUUGGAUCGCUGUGUGUGUGUGUGUGUGUGUGUGUGUGUGUGUGUGUGUGUGUGUCUAUCUGUCUGUGUAUCUGUCUGUCUGUGUGUGUGCGUGUCUGUCUGUGUGUGGGUGUGUCUGUCUGUCUGUCUGUGUGUUUGUGUGUGCAAGGCUGCAGGCGGGACCUCGUGGUUUUGGUUUGCUCUCGAGGCUCGUGAGACUGGGCUAUGGUGUAGUAGAUCUCUGCUAGGCGUUGAUAGUCUAGGAUGUUACAGGAGAAGAAGAAAGGUGUAUUUUUAUAUACCCGACGAGCGUGCGGCUUGUGGCCCCUGGCUGGUGUUGACUCGGCCCUAGGCUUUCGCGAGGUGGUUUGACA